AGAAUUCAACACAUGAUUUUGGCAGGGUAUUGAGUUUAUGUGCUGUCUUAUUCGAAUUUCGUUAUCUCUCUUUUUGUUGUCUCCGUCAAAGUCAAUGAAGUUUUACUGGAACUUCAUGCGAUUGCAGUAGAAUUUAUUGUAGACAAUAAGUAAGAUUUAUUUAUUUAUUUCGGCAUUUGUGUCAAAAUGUGCGAAUUGUGAACUGGGUUAAAACAUCUCGUUCAAAGUGAUUUUAUAUAACCAAUUUGACAUCGAACUAAAGGAUAGCUAUGUUGAAAGUUUUUAAUUUGGGAUGUGUGCUUCGAAGUAAUGGUGCAUCGACAGCCCGAUUGACAAGAUGUAGCUUUGCCACGGAUAAAGGCAGCAAACAGAACGAUGAAACCACACUGAAAGACGACUCACCCGUUGUACCACUGCAAUUGUCAUACAAUUCGUACGAGGAUCUGUCGAGCGAUUCAACGACACCGCCUGUGAUUAUUAUGCACGGUUUGUUUGGAUCAAAGCAAAAUUGGCGCGGUAUCAGCAAGGCGAUUCAUUCAAAAUCAAAACCCACACGGAAGGUUAUUGCUUUAGAUGCCAGGAACCAUGGAGAGAGUCCACAUUCACCUCAUCAUCGUUAUGUGGACCUCGCUGAAGAUGUCCACUUAUUUUGUACGGAACACAAGAUACCAAAAGCGGUUUUUUUGGGUCAUAGCAUGGGCGGGCGUGCAAUGAUGGUUUUUGCACUCAAAUAUCCUCAUUUAGUUGAAAAAGCGAUAAUAGUCGAUGUUUCGCCAGUAACCACAUCACCAGCGCUAAAGAGUAUGGGUGAAAUAUUUACAGCGAUGCGUCGAGUUAGUUUACCCAAUGAUAUCGAUUUGCCACAAGCUCGUAUUAUGGCCGAUGAACAAAUCAAAGAAUUCAUUCCAGAUAAAGUUACCCGAAGUUUUAUCCUUAUGAACUUAUAUCGAGCGGUUAAUGGGGCCAUAAAAUGGAGAAGUAAUGUGGAUUCUCUUGACGAUAACUUUAGUAAGCAUAUAUCGCGUUUUCUUGGACCACAACAACGUUUGUCACUCAAUAAAUACACGGCACCUAUUUUAUUCGUGGGUGGAUCGAAAUCGGAUUAUUUGACAGCGCCCGAUGAGCUGACGCGUAUCCGUGAGAUUUUUCCACAGGCUGAUUUAAAAUUCCUGGACACCGGCCAUUUAGUCCAAGUCGAAGCACCGAAUGAGUUCGUUAAACUUGUCACUGAAUUUAUCAACUCAACUUGACACUUUGGCUCCAUUACCAACUAUUUGAAGAAAUUACGUUCAAAACCACCAUAAAGUUACCGAAAAACGUACUGAAAAUGUAUAUUUAGUUGCUAGCAUUAAAGAAAAACGAGAAAUUGAUAUGAAAAAA
Messenger RNA from Sitodiplosis mosellana (orange wheat blossom midge), 1380 nucleotides. Its product is annotated as protein ABHD11. NCBI's taxonomy places the organism in Eukaryota, Metazoa, Arthropoda, Insecta, Diptera, Cecidomyiidae. Gene Ontology annotation, cellular component: mitochondrion. Bases 270 to 1250 code for a protein of 326 amino acids. The record is from RefSeq and is a predicted model, not a curated record. The transcript is spliced from 6 exons.